AUGGCGAUGGUGACGAGUGGGAAGGAUUUGGGGAAAGGGGGGAUAGAUGUGGGGAAGUAUGUUAGGUAUACGCCGGAGCAGGUGGAGGCGUUGGAGAGGGUUUAUAGUGAGUGCCCUAAGCCGAGUUCGAUGAGAAGGCAGCAGUUGAUUAGGGAGUGUCCUAUCCUUUCUAACAUCGAGCCGAAGCAGAUCAAGGUUUGGUUUCAGAAUCGCAGAUGCCGAGAGAAGCAAAGAAAGGAGGCCUCUCGGCUACAAACAGUCAACAGAAAACUCACUGCUAUGAACAAGUUGUUGAUGGAGGAAAAUGACCGACUCCAGAAGCAGGUGUCUCAGCUUGUGUACGAGAAUGGCUAUAUGCGCCAGCAGCUGCACACUGCUUCUGUGGCCACUACAGACCCCAGUUGUGAGUCUGUGGUGACAAGUGGUCAGCACCACCAACAACAAAACCCAACUCCUCAGCAUCCUCAGCGGGAUGCCAAUAACCCAGCUGGUCUACUCGCAAUUGCUGAGGAGACCUUGGCAGAGUUCCUUUCCAAGGCGACAGGAACUGCUGUCGAUUGGGUUCAGAUGGUUGGGAUGAAGCCUGGUCCGGAUUCUAUUGGAAUCAUUGCUGUUUCCCACAAUUGCAGUGGUGUAGCAGCCCGAGCUUGCGGUCUUGUGAGUUUAGAACCUACAAAGGUUGCAGAGAUUCUCAAAGAUCGCCCAUCUUGGUUUCGCGACUGCCGCAGCCUUGAUGUGUUAACUGUGAUCCCUACUGGAAACGGGGGGAAUAUUGAACUUAUCUAUAUGCAGACUUAUGCUCCUACAACUUUGGCAUCAGCGCGCGACUUCUGGACUCUCAGAUAUACUACUGGCCUAGAAGAUGGAAGUCUUGUGAUAUGCGAGAGAUCUUUGACUCCCACAACUGGUGGUCCAGCAGGGCCUCCUGCUCCUAAUUUUGUUAGAGCUGAUAUGCUCCCGAGUGGUUACCUGAUUCGACCUUGUGAGGGAGGUGGCUCGAUGAUUCACAUUGUUGAUCAUGUUGAUUUGGAUGCUUGGAGUGUCCCUGAGGUGCUUAGGCCUCUCUAUGAAUCACCAAAAAUUCUGGCACAGAAGAUGACCAUAGCGGCUUUGCGCCAUAUUAGACAAAUUGCUCUGGAAACCAGUGGUGAGGUUGUCUAUGGUGGGGGGCGUCAGCCUGCUGUAUUGAGGAACUUUAGUCAGAGAUUGAGCAGGGGUUUCAAUGAUGCAGUGAAUGGAUUUGCUGAUGAUGGCUGGUCAUUGCUGGGCAAUGAUGGUGUAGAGGAUGUUACUAUAGUGAUCAACUCAUCCCCAAGCAAACUUCUUGGAACCAAUGUGAAUUCUUCUGGAAUGUUCUCUUCCUUUGGCGGUGGGAUCCUAUGUGCGAAGGCAUCUAUGUUACUACAGAAUGUGCCGCCAGCUUUACUUGUUCGCUUUUUGAGGGAGCAUCGCUCUGAGUGGGCAGAUUGCGGAGUUGAUGCAUAUUCUGCUGCAUCACUGAGGGCUAGUCCGUAUGCAGUUCCUGGUGGUAGAGUUAAUGGUGGAUUUUUUGGUGGACAAGUGAUACUACCUCUUGCUCAUACUGUGGAGCAUGAAGAGUUUUUGGAAGUGAUCAGGCUUGAAGGUCAUGGCUUCGGGCAUGAUGAUGUUGUUCUAGGAAGGGACAUGUACUUAUUGCAGCUCUGCAGUGGAGUUGAUGAGAAUGCUGUUGGUGCAUGUGCCCAACUUGUAUUUGCUCCCAUUGAUGAAUCUUUUGCUGAUGAUGCCCCUCUACUGCCUUCGGGUUUCCGAGUUAUUCCGCUGGAUCCUAAAACAGAAACACCUGCUGCUACUCGAACUUUAGACCUUGCAUCCACACUUGAAGUUGGUUCUGGUGCUGCAUCACGGCCAAAUAGUGAUAGUGCUUCAAAUGCAUACAACCAAAGAUCGGUCCUGACCAUUGCAUUCCAGUUUACCUACGAGAACCACCUUCGGGAAAAUGUCGCUGCUAUGGCACGGCAGUAUGUUCGUAGUGUUGUGGCUUCUGUUCAAAGGGUUGCCAUGGCAAUUACUCCUUCGCGACUGGGUGCACACAUUGGGACAAAAAAUCCCCCUGGAUCUCCUGAAGCCCUCACUUUAGCUCGCUGGAUUUCUCGCAGUUACAGGUUUCACACUGGAGUUGAACUGCUUAGGGCGGACACUCAGGCCGGUGAUUCUUUACUGAAACUUCUGUGGCAUCACACUGAUGCAAUCAUGUGCUGUUCUCUUAAGGCCUCACCUGUCUUUACUUUCGCCAAUCAAGCCGGUCUUGACAUGCUGGAAACCACUCUCGUCGCUUUGCAAGACAUUAACCUGGAGAAGAUUCUCGAUGAUAAUGGCCGGAAAGUCCUUUGCUCUGAAUUCUCCAAGAUAAUGCAACAGGGCUUCGCAUAUUUGCCGUCCGGCGUCUGCCUUUCGAGCAUGGGUCGACCGGUGUCCUACGAACAAGCCUUAGCUUGGAAGGUCAUGAAUGAAGAAGACUCUCCACACUGUCUUGCUUUCAUGUUUAUGAACUGGUCCUUUGUUUGAUGUUGUGAUGAUGUUCUUAAGUUUAUGAAAAACAAACACUUUGUUUUGUUGAAAACCAUCAGUGACCCUUUUUAAAAAAACACUACUAUCAAGUGUGUAAACUCUCUAAAAACUUGUGCUAUGAAAAACUCUUGGUUUGCUUGUGUUUUCA
Dioscorea cayenensis subsp. rotundata (Guinea yam) is the source of this 2698-nucleotide messenger RNA. RefSeq names its product homeobox-leucine zipper protein HOX32-like. The transcript is spliced from 18 exons. Lineage: Eukaryota; Viridiplantae; Streptophyta; Magnoliopsida; Dioscoreales; Dioscoreaceae. The record is from RefSeq and is a predicted model, not a curated record. Gene Ontology annotation, molecular function: lipid binding; DNA binding; DNA-binding transcription factor activity. Bases 1 to 2547 code for a protein of 848 amino acids.